This is a messenger RNA of Melospiza georgiana, 1024 nucleotides long. It is a transcript of the gene FBXO16, whose product is annotated as F-box protein 16. The transcript is spliced from 8 exons. Gene Ontology annotation, molecular function: protein binding. The record is from RefSeq and is a predicted model, not a curated record. Bases 110 to 961 code for a protein of 283 amino acids. NCBI's taxonomy places the organism in Eukaryota, Metazoa, Chordata, Aves, Passeriformes, Passerellidae.
GAAGAGGAGGAAAAGGAGGAGAAGGAGGAGGAAGAGGAGGAAGAGGAGGAGGAGGCGGCGUCCGCAGGAGGGAGGAGGAAGCCCCAGCGAAGGAGCCCCCGCUGUGCCCAUGGCGUUUGCAGCUCCCAAACCCCGCGAUGGCUCCAGGCUGCGCCUCAGCUCCUGGACCCCCCUCAACCAUCGGCUCAUCAACGACCAGGUAUUUGAAGAAAGAAGAGCCCUGCUUGGAAAAUGGUUUGACAAGUGGACAGAUGGCCAGAGGAGGAGGAUCCUGGUGGACCUGCUGGAACGCUGCUCCCUGUCCCAGCAGAAAUUCUGCGCCAAGCAGCUCCAGGCCCGAGUCCCCACCGAGGCCGCGGAUUUUACCACGAGGCUCCCUCGAGUCCUGUCCCUGUACAUCUUCUCCUUCCUGGAUCCACGGAGCCUCUGUCGAUGUGCACAGGUGAGCUGGCACUGGAAGUACCUGUCAGAGCUGGACCAGCUGUGGAUGCUGAAGUGCCUGCGUUUCGGGUGGCUCCUCAACUUCUGCCCCACGCCCUUCGAGCAGGGGGUGUGGAAAAAACACUAUAUCCAGAUGGUGAGGGAGCUGCGCCUCACCCGGCCCAAGACUCCUUCCAAGGACGAGUUCAUCGUUAUCGACGUGCAGCCAGUGAAGAGCAACGUGCCAGAGAGGAAACUUUCUGUGAGCAGGGGCAGGAAGGAGCUCCCUCCGUGGCGCUCCUCCGACAGGAACCCCACGGACACCGUCCGCUACAACUACCUGGACAACCAGCACCCCAUCGAGCAGGCCAGGCACGCGAGGAGGAAGGGAGGAGGGAACACCCCGGACCUGAGCAGGGAGGCGGCCGAGAGGAAGAAGAGAGGAGGAGGAGGAGGAGGAGGAUCAGCUCAGCUCCGGAAGGUGAAAUCCCUGGCAACGUUGGGAAACCUGCUUGACAUGAACGCCUUUGAAAAGCUUUGAUUGAAUCGAGUCUGAAUAAAGAAAAUUAAUGUGCAAAUCUUGCAGCAAAUCCUUCAAGAACGG